This is a messenger RNA of Contarinia nasturtii (swede midge), 1933 nucleotides long. Its product is annotated as WD repeat-containing protein 55 homolog. Gene Ontology annotation, molecular function: protein binding. Lineage: Eukaryota; Metazoa; Arthropoda; Insecta; Diptera; Cecidomyiidae. The coding region runs from base 269 to 1657 and encodes 462 amino acids. The record is from RefSeq and is a predicted model, not a curated record. The transcript has 3 exons.
CUGUUUGACACAUUCAGUUCGUAUGAAAACGACAUAGAAUAGAAUUUUAUACUAUUGAAACGUGCGAAAAACAUAUAUAUAUAUUUUUUGAAUUUGUUUCGCUUUAAUGUUCCUAAUAGCUUUGGAUAGAAUAUAAAUCGAUUCAAUGUGUGUGCCGAAUUUAAAUUUCGUGGGAAAUAACACAAAGAAAGUCUAAAGUUCAAGAAAUUUUGGUCGUCAGAAGAGAGAGAGAGAGACAGAAAAAAAGAAUAAACACACAGUGCAUACGAUGAAAACAUUCUACAGACCUGACGAAAUGGACUCAGACUUAGACGGUGAAUUGAUGGAGGGACAAAAUGAAGGGACGAACGAUGACAUUUUAAUUGGUUUUGCCGAUGAAGGUGACGAAGAAGUUGGCGGCGUGGUUUUGGCCGAGGCAACCGAUUCGGAUGACAGUAUCUUGACAAUUCCGAAUAGUGACUUUGAAGAAUCCGAUUCAGACGAUGAAUACGCCCCUGAUUCAAGUGAUGACGAUACAAUGAAAAAUUCGAAUCAACAAAAUGCAGGCGCCCAUACGCGAAAUGGUGGAAAUGCGUCCACAUCAACAGGUGGCGAUGAGGAAGAGGACGAUGUGAUUGCAAAAAUUUUGGCCAACACAAAGACACCACGCACACAUCCGCCCGACAUUUCAAUCGAUGAUUACGUCGUUGAUCUCUCGUUCCAUCCCGAUAAGGAUAUAUUGGCAGCAGCCACAAUAAGUGGCGACGCAAUGAUUUAUAAAUAUUCCGAUGACGGAAAUGAAUUAGUAAACACAUUAGAAUUACAUGUGAAGGCAAUUCGUGACAUUGAAUUCAAUCAUGAUGGUAGUGUAUUAUUUUCGGCAUCAAAAGAUCGUUCUAUUCUAUUAACCGAUUUAGAAACGGGAAAAUUCAAACGUUGCUAUGAACAGGCACACGAGCAGCCCGUUUGCAAAAUGAAUGUGUUCGAUGAAAAUUUAUUUGCCACCGGCGAUGAUGAUGGCACCGUUAAGGUAUGGGAUAUUCGAGACAAAAGCAACAGUCCGAUAUUUUCAUUGAAAGAAGUCGAUGAUUAUAUCACAUCGAUACUCACAAACGACGCAAAAAAAGUUCUACUCACAACAAGUGGUGACGGUUAUUUGACAGCAAUUAAUAUUGGCUCAAGAAAAUUAUUCGUUCAAUCGGAACCAUAUGACGAGGAAUUGACUUGCAUGGGCCUAUUUAGAAACGAUUCAAAAUUGAUAGUUGGAACGUCAAAGGGUCGUUUAUACACAUUUAAUUGGAAUGAAUUUGGUUAUCACAAUAACAUGUAUCCCGGACCGAAAACACCAAUGAGCCACAUGAUACCAGUCACCGAUCGAGUUGCUGUCGUUGCUGGUGAAGAGGGUGUGUUGCGCGCUUUACAUUGUAUUCCAGGACGAAAUCUUGGUGUUGCCGGUCAACAUUCACUAGCGGUUGAUGCGAUGGAUAUUAAUCACAGCGGCGAAUACAUUGCAUCAUCAGCGGAUAAUAAUGAGAUCAAAUUCUGGAACAUCAAAUAUUUCGAAGAUUUGGAUGACAUCAAAUAUAAUGAAAAGCACAACAAAUCCAAGGAGCACAAACACAAUUUGCCAUCAUCAAAAGUGGCCAAUGCUGGCGAUUUCUUUAGCGAUUUAGUUUAAGAAAUUGAUUAUGUUUUCUAUUUCAUUUUUAUGUUUAAUGAAUGUGUAAAAUUUUAUUAAUUAAAUGAAUCCGAAUAAAAACUCGAAUUUGCAUCAUGGAAAUUUCAUCAGGAGAGAACAAGAUGUGAAAUGCGAGUUCAAGUUUUUAUUCACACUCAUUCAAUUCACAUUAAGUUUAAAUUAAUCUAUUCUUCUUUUUUGUAAAAAAACAAAAGGAAAAAAUAUCCGAAUAACAUUCGGUGAAUAUCAUUAAAUAUUUCCACAUACACACACAAA